CCAGUGUCUGGCAUGUGGGUCAAGGACACACAGAAUCCACCGGAUGGGCUUAUGGCCCCCUAAAUGUAUCUAUCUGUUAAACAAUGAAUGUACAGAAAUGAUACAAAACUUAGAAAUACCCAAGCCAAAGAAGUUACAACUGGACAAAUGCUGAGAAGGAGCAAUGCAUAAGGCACUGCCCAGAUAAGGCUCCACAAGAAUAAGCAAGAAGCAACUGCCCCCACUACUCAAGAGUAAUACACAAACGUUUUCUUGAACCAUCUCAUCUUUUGAUCAGUUCAACUGAAACUUGCUGGUUGUUUGGACCUGGAAGGACCGGAGAGGACGCCAUUUGGUAGCUGCUAGCUCCUCCAUGAACUUGCUCAUUGGGUAGACUUCACCCACAAGAAGAUCUAUCGAAGUUGUUUCUGGAUUGAAGUGGCCUUGAUUUGCUGCAAAGUCCAGGACGACGUGGUGGAGUAGCGAUGCAGUGGGUGUUACUUCUGUUCUUGCUCUUGGCGGGCUUCCAGUCAAGCUUCAGCCAGACGGACUCCGAAGAUGUUGCUGCACUGAAAGCAUUGAUGACAAAUUGGCGGAAUGAACCACAAAGCUGGACAGGGUCGACCGAUCCCUGCACCUCCUGGGAUGGAAUCUCCUGUUCUAAUGGGAGAGUGACAGAAAUGAGAUUGUCAAGCAUGAACAUGGAAGGCACAUUAAGCAACGGCAUAGACAAACUCUCUGCUUUGACAUAUCUGGAUCUGUCUAACAAUCCAAGUAUUGGCGGUCCACUUACUCCAAACAUCGGAAAUCUGAAGCAGCUCACCACUCUGAUUUUGCUCGGAUGCAGCUUCACUGGUAACAUCCCAGAGGAGAUAGGGAACUUAAGACAGCUCACAUUUCUGGCCCUAAACUCAAAUCAGUUCACUGGUAGAAUACCCUCAGCACUUGGCCUUCUCACAGAUCUCUUUUGGUUGGACUUGUCGGCCAAUCAACUUUCAGGACAAAUCCCAGUUUCAACAAGUUCAGCCCCAGGGUUGGAUAGACUUGUCAACACCAAGCAUUUCCAUUUUAGCGAGAACCAGUUGACAGGUCCAAUGGACCGUCUUUUCAGUGCCAAUAUGACUCUUGUACAUGCGAUAUUUGACAACAACAAAUUUACUGGAUCAAUCCCAGAAUCUCUUGGACUUGUCAAAACACUUCAAAUUAUCCGACUAGAUCAUAACCAAUUCAAUGGUCCGGUACCUGAUAGUAUCGGCAACCUGCCUAACCUGACAGAACUGAGCUUAGCAGGCAACCAACUUAACGGAACAGUGCCAAACCUCGCUAAUGCAACUAAACUCAAUUAUGUGGACACAAGCAACAAUAAUUUUGCAAGCUCACCAGCACCAAGAUGGUUGUCAGCGUUAACGUCCCUGAACACCAUAUUUAUGGACAAUGAUCAUCUUACUGGGACAAUACCUAGUGCUCUUUUCAGCCUCCCACAGAUGCAGCAAAUAUCACUAGCUAAGAAUGCUUUCAGUGGGUCACUUAAUAUGGGUGGUAACAUCAGUUCACAACUGCGGGUUGUUAAUUUGACAAAUAACCAAAUCGUUGAAGCUGAUGUUAAACCAAGCUACACUGGCAGCCUAAUACUAACAGGGAAUCUUAUAUGCUUAGGCAAUAUCAGUUUCUGCACACUCAAGCAAAAGAAGCAAGUGUCAUACUCUACUAGCCCAGGCCCAUGUGGUGCCAUUGCAUGCCCCAAUGAUCAGUUUGCAAAUCCAGAUACUUCACAGAACUGUGCUUGCACUAACCCCUUCCAGGGUUUGAUGAUCUUCCGAGCACCUUUCUUCUCUGACAUGACAAACCCUGGGAUAUUCCAACAAUUGGAGUUGACACUUGCGCAGAACCUUGGACUAGCUCCAAGAUUAAUUGCGCUUUCUGAUGUUGAGUUCAGUCCAGGAGCUCCUCUAGUAUUCACAUUGAAGUUUUUCCCAGUGAGUGGAAUGAGCUUCAAUCGCUCAGAAGUUAUAAGAAUCAGUUCUGCUUUGGUCAACCAAAUUUACAAAGCUCCACAAGAAUUUGGACCAUAUAGCUUCAUCGCAAGCAAAUACUUUACAAGCCCAAGCGAUAAGAAGUCCAAAAUGCACAUAGGUGUAAUAGUCGGAAUAUCAGUUGCUGGUUUUGUCCUUAUUGCUGGCCUUGUUCUGGUAGCAAUGUAUGCUCUCCGGCAGAAGAAACUAGCCAAGGAAGCCGUAGAGCGAACUUCUAAUCCAUUUGCAUCAUGGGGAGCAGGCGGUCAAGAUAACGGAGACGUGCCACAACUGAAAGGAGCAAGAUAUUUUCUAUUUGAGGAACUGAAAAAAUGCACCAAUAAUUUCUCAGAAACCCACGAGAUAGGAUCUGGAGGAUAUGGAAAGGUUUACAAAGGAACACUAGCAAAUGGGCAAAUGGCUGCAAUAAAACGUGCACAGCAAGGAUCCAUGCAAGGUGCAGCUGAGUUCAAGAAUGAGAUUGAACUACUGUCAAGGGUUCAUCACAAGAACCUAGUGAGUCUAGUAGGUUUCUGCUACGAACAAGGGGAGCAGAUGUUGGUUUACGAGUAUAUUCCCAAUGGGACACUAAGAGAGAACCUUAUGGGUAAAGGAGGGAUACACUUGGAUUGGAUGAAGCGACUUCGGAUCGCCAUUGGGUCUGCUAAAGGUCUAGCAUACCUCCAUGAGCUUGCGAAUCCACCUAUUAUCCACAGAGAUAUAAAAUCAACAAAUAUACUUUUGGAUGAAAGCCUAACAGCAAAGGUAGCUGAUUUUGGUCUUUCAAAGCUAGUAUCUGACACACAAAAGGGCCAUGUUUCUACCCAAGUGAAGGGAACACUGGGUUAUUUGGAUCCUGAGUACUACAUGACUCAACAACUCUCUGAGAAGAGUGACGUCUAUAGCUUUGGAGUUGUCAUGCUAGAACUAAUAACUUCCAGGCAGCCCAUAGAGAAAGGUAAGUACAUUGUGCGUGAGAUCAGAACCGCAGUUGACCAGUACGAUCAAGAGUACUAUGGCUUGACAAGCCUAAUUGAUCCGGCAAUCAAGGAUUCGGCAAAAUUAUUUGGCUUCAGGAGAUUCGUGCAGUUGGCUAUGGAAUGUGUAGAAGAGUCCGGUGCUGACCGCCCUGCAAUGAAUGAUGUGGUGAAGGAACUUGAGAUCAUUAUACAGAAUGAAGGGCCAGAGUUGUUAAACUCAGCAUCUCUAUCAACUGAGCAUUUUGGAGGUAGAGAUCCUCAAGAGGAACAUUUGCCUAUGAAAGAUGAUAGCAGCAGCAGCAGUGCUUUCGAUUACAACAGUGUAUAUUCCUAAUCAGUUGAACCAAAAUAGGUACUAUGUAUUGAUUGGUUCUUUCUUGUCUCUACUCAUUGUUUUUGGUGCAUGGUCGAAGUGAGUAGGACACAAGACAUGUAUUAUACAAUAUCAUUUUCUUUCUGUUGAUAAAACCAAGGUCUGAAUAUUUUAUAAGCAGGCACUUGAAAAUUACAUC
Messenger RNA from Brachypodium distachyon (stiff brome), 3483 nucleotides. RefSeq names its product probable leucine-rich repeat receptor-like protein kinase At5g49770. Gene Ontology annotation, molecular function: protein kinase activity; protein binding; ATP binding. Gene Ontology annotation, biological process: protein phosphorylation. The coding region runs from base 465 to 3305 and encodes 946 amino acids. The record is from RefSeq and is a predicted model, not a curated record. NCBI's taxonomy places the organism in Eukaryota, Viridiplantae, Streptophyta, Magnoliopsida, Poales, Poaceae. The transcript is spliced from 20 exons.